Bursaphelenchus okinawaensis is the source of this 424-nucleotide messenger RNA. The record is from the annotation of a GenBank genome assembly. NCBI's taxonomy places the organism in Eukaryota, Metazoa, Nematoda, Chromadorea, Rhabditida, Aphelenchoididae.
AUGUCAGUUCGAAGGAAAAGAGAAGAAACGUUCAUGACAGAUCCCGAGCCAGCCUUCCUAAACCGACAACACAUGCGCAAGUUCUGUAUCUAUCUACUGAGUACGCUGUGGAUACAGUACCUUACCAAUUACAUGUUACCAGCACAAGUCUUUACCGUACAAGUGGACCCAGAAGCUUCGUUGAAGUUACUCCCAAAGAUCCAGGUAAAAACUGUUAGUGUAACUAAUUGCUAUACCUUAUAAUCUAAAUGUACUUACAUCUAGUAAUGUCUACAUAAUUUUACAUGUUAUUUAACAGGUCUUGUAAAUUAUAUUCUACUGCUUUCAGCCCUACAUCAAGCACAUUAUGGACUUGCACAUGUACGCCACCUUCUUCAAACCAAUGAUCGAGACCUAUUCUUGCAUUAUGUUCCUUCGUAACUAA